Molecule: messenger RNA, 1551 nt
Organism: Chlamydomonas reinhardtii
Lineage: Eukaryota; Viridiplantae; Chlorophyta; Chlorophyceae; Chlamydomonadales; Chlamydomonadaceae
Exons: 4
Coding region: 73-834 (253 amino acids)
Biological process (GO): response to light stimulus; photosynthesis, light harvesting in photosystem I
Cellular component (GO): membrane
Source: RefSeq, a predicted model, not a curated record
AGAGUCAUUCCCCAACCCACUUCUCAGCUUGCACCUCCUUGUGCACUUCUUCAGCCCUUCAACCCUACCAAAAUGGCUAUGAUGAUGCGCAAGGCCGCGGCUGUGCCCGCUUCUUCCCGCCGCUCGGUGGCUGUCAACUCCGUGAGCGGCAAGCGCACCGUGAGCGGCAAGGCCGGCGCCCCCGUGCCCGAGGACGUCCUGGCCUACGCCAAGACCCUGCCCGGUGUUACCGCUCCCUUCGACAACGUGUUCGACCCCGCUGGCUUCCUGGCCACUGCCUCCGUCAAGGAUGUCCGUCGCUGGCGCGAGUCUGAGAUCACCCACGGCCGCGUUGCUAUGCUUGCCGCUCUGGGCUUCAUCGUUGGCGAGCAGCUGCAGGACUUCCCCCUGUUCUUCAACUUCGACGGCCGCGUGUCUGGCCCCGCCAUCUACCACUUCCAGCAGAUCGGCCAGGGCUUCUGGGAGCCCCUGCUGAUCGCCAUCGGUGUGGCCGAGUCCUACCGUGUCGCCGUCGGCUGGGCCACCCCCACCGGCACCGGCUUCAACUCCCUGAAGGACGACUACGAGCCCGGUGACCUGGGCUUCGACCCCCUGGGCCUCAAGCCCACCGACCCCGAGGAGCUGAAGACCCUGCAGACCAAGGAGCUGAACAACGGCCGCCUGGCCAUGAUCGCCAUCGCCGCCUUCGUGGCCCAGGAGCUGGUGGAGCAGACCGAGAUCUUCGAGCACCUGGUUCUGCGCUUCGAGAAGGAGGUUAUCCUGGAGCUGGAGGACGUCGAGCGCGACCUGGGCCUGCCCCUCACCCCCCUGCCCGACAACCUCAAGGCCAUCUAAGUGCCUCUUCCUCGAUCGUGAUCUGCUUCACGGUUUGGUCGCGGGCGGCUUCGGUUGCAAUGUCGUUCAUGGGUGGUACCCGGCGAACGGUGCGGCGAGCGCGGGAUGGAUGGUGUAGCGUUGUGUGAGUCGCUGGUAAUUUUUUUACACACGCGCUGUUGGCAGAAUUGUGUGACAUGGGAUGGGGAUUGACACGCGCGCAGCUGCAGCACGCGGCAUGGGCAUGCGGAAAUGCGUGUCGCGGGUGGGUCCUGGGCAGCGCAACUAGACACUACGGAGCAGAGAAUUCUUUUGCGAACAUAUACAGGAGUGCUGUGAAUGUGGUUGAGUGCUGAGCGGACCGACUUGCACGUGUGUGGAGUGGUUAGUUGAAGCUGUGGCGUCUCAGGCUUUGCGAUGCAUCCAGCCCGGCUUGCUUGGCUGGCACGGUUGCAAGCGCCAGGCUGAGAGGGCCAAAGAAUAAGAGCGUGACAGCCGGAUGAGGCGAUGACUGCAAUUCGUGCAUCGCUGUACACACAUAAGUUUUGACGCUGUGAGCGUGAGUGCAUCGGAUGUAUAAGAAAUGGGCUGCUGUAUAUUUGCUUGUGCGCCCUGGUUGUUUAACAUGUAUUAAGCAUGUGCUUUCAAACACAUGCUGGAUUCGGAUCGUAUCUUCCCCCUCUCAUGGGAAGAGAAAGCUCACCACCUCAGGGUGAUACGCUGUAACCCGGAAAGAUG